Molecule: messenger RNA, 1369 nt
Organism: Suhomyces tanzawaensis NRRL Y-17324
Lineage: Eukaryota; Fungi; Ascomycota; Pichiomycetes; Serinales; Debaryomycetaceae
Gene: AAT21
Product: aspartate transaminase
Exons: 1
Coding region: 32-1297 (421 amino acids)
Biological process (GO): L-aspartate biosynthetic process
Cellular component (GO): cytosol
Molecular function (GO): L-aspartate:2-oxoglutarate transaminase activity; pyridoxal phosphate binding
Source: RefSeq, a predicted model, not a curated record
GCACAUUAUUUCCAUCCCAUACCCCGUCAAAAUGGCCUCGUUCUUUCCUGGUAUCAAAGAAUUACCCCCAGACCCCUUGUUCGGCUUGAAAGCCAGAUAUACUGCUGACUCGCGUGCCGACAAGGUCGACUUGGGCAUCGGUGCCUACAGAGACGAAAACGGAAAACCCUGGAUCUUGCCAGCCGUGAGACAGGCAGAAGCCAAGUUGGUGGCUUCGCCAGACUACAACCACGAGUACUUGUCGAUCGGCGGCUACGAGCCAUUCGUCAAGGAAGCCGCCAAGAUCAUCUUGGGCGAAGACUCGUUGGCCAUCAAGGAAGGAAGAAUCGUCAGCCAACAGUCGUUGUCCGGAACCGGUGCCUUGCACUUGACUGGACUCUUCUUGAAGACCUUCUACUCCGGCGAACACACCAUCUACUUGUCCAAGCCAACCUGGGCCAACCACAACCAAAUCUUCACCAGUGUGGGCUUCAAGGUGGAGAGCUACCCCUAUUGGAACAACGAGACCAAGUCCUUGGACUUGGACGGCUUCCUUAACGCCAUCAGAUCUGCCCCCAAGAAGUCGGUGUUCUUGUUGCACGCCUGUGCCCACAACCCAACCGGUUUGGAUCCUACCCAGAGCCAAUGGACCACUAUCUUGAAGGAAUUGGACAACAACAACCACUUGGUGUUGUUUGACUCCGCCUACCAAGGUUUCGCCAGUGGUAACUUGGAGAAGGACGGCUUUGCCAUCAGACACGCCAUCAACGACAAGCUUAUCAACUCGCCAAUUAUCAUCUGUCAGUCCUUCGCUAAGAACUGUGGUAUGUAUGGUGAAAGAGUCGGCGCUGUGCACGUCAUAACACCCCCAGGAGCCACUGGUGAGGCCGUAGCCCCAGUUCUCAGGGCCAUCAAGUCUCAAUUGAACAAGAUCAUCAGAUCCGAACUCUCCAACCCUCCUGCCUACGGUGCCAAGAUUGUCGCUGCUAUCUUGAGUGACAAGGACUUGAAGAAACAAUGGCAAGACGACUUGACCACCAUGAGUUCCAGAAUCAUCAAGAUGAGACAUUCUUUGAGAGACUUGUUAACUAAUGAAUUGAAGACACCUGGUAACUGGGACCACAUCGUCAACCAAACUGGUAUGUUCUCCUUCACUGGUUUGACCCCAGAAAUGGUUGCUAGAUUGGAAGAGAAACACGGUGUCUAUUUGGUCAGCAGUGGACGUGCUUCCGUUGCUGGGUUGAACGAAGGUAACAUCAACAAGGUUGCACAGGCCAUCGAUGAAGUUGUCAGAUCUUGUGCUAAGCCUAAAUUGUAAUGAACUUGACGGUUAUUCUAUAUACUUCUAAAUUGUACCAUGGGUACUUAUAUACGGCAUAUUCAUCUUGAA